GAUCGAUGAUGUCAUGCACUGUAUAUAAUUAACAACAUAUAUAAUAUUUUAUGAUCAGCCGGCUUUAUUUGCAAAAAGAUUCCCAAUAUAUAUAUAAUUAAUUAGUGCUUAUAUAUACACCCUUUAACCAUCAUAAUUAUAAAGUUAAUAAUUACAUAACAAUUGUUGGUGUUAUGGAAAACAAAAGUGUUAUAGUUAAUAGUAGUAAUAAUAUUAGUAUGCCUGUUAUAGGGUUUGGAACAGCUACAUUUCCAUUUGUUAGGUCUGAGACAACCAAAGAAGCCAUUGUUGAAGCAAUCAAGCUUGGCUACAGACACUUUGACACCGCCGCCGUUUACCAGACCGAACAGCCUCUCGGAGACGCCAUUUCGGAAGCUAUUUCCCUUGGCCUCAUCAAAUCAAGAGCUCAGCUUUUUGUCACUUCUAAACUUUGGUGCACUCAAUCUCAUCAUCAUCUUGUUUUGCCAGCCAUAACAAAAACUCUUAAGAAUUUGAGGUUGGAGUACCUUGAUUGGUACCUAAUUCAUUGGCCAAUUGCAAUGAAACCUGGAGAAUAUUUAGAUUUCAAGAAGGAAGAUCUUGUUGGUAUGGAUUUUAAGUGUGUAUGGGAAAGCAUGGAGGAGUGUCAAAACUUAGGGCUCACAAAAUCCAUUGGAGUCAGCAAUUUCUCAUCUAAAAAGCUCCAAACCCUACUUGCCACUGCCAAAAUCCCUCCUGCACUCAACCAAGUGGAGAUGAAUCCAGUUUGGCAACAGAAAAAAUUAAGAAAAUUUUGCCAAGAAAAUGGAAUUUUAAUUACAGCAUAUUCUCCCUUAGGGGGUAACAAAGAGGGAACAUGGAGAACAAAUAGAGUGAUGGACUCUGAUGUGCUCAAACAAAUUGCUAAUUCCAAAGGAAAAACUAUUGCUCAGAUAUGUCUAAGGUGGUUGUAUGAGCAAGGGGUGAGUUUUGUGGUGAAGAGCUUCAACAAGGAAAGAAUGAAACAAAAUAUUGAUAUAUUGGAUUGGAGUCUGAGCAGUGAAGAGUUGGAAAUGAUUGACCAAAUUCCACAGCAAAAAGGGAAUCCAGCUAUUAGCUUCAUCUCAAAUCAAGGCCCUUUCAAGUCUGUUGAAGACCUAUGGGAUGGUGAAAUUUAAGUGUGUUUGUAAUAAGAGCUAUAUUUACAUAUUGUAUGGAUUUUUAUAUGAUGUGUGCAAAAUUAUAACUUUAUUGAAUUGUUUUAAAAAUAUUUAUUUAUUUAGGGCACAAUUUUAUAACUUUUAUAUAUGAAAUAAAUAAAAUACAUUUGAGUAA
Molecule: messenger RNA, 1293 nt
Organism: Cannabis sativa
Lineage: Eukaryota; Viridiplantae; Streptophyta; Magnoliopsida; Rosales; Cannabaceae
Product: non-functional NADPH-dependent codeinone reductase 2-like
Exons: 4
Coding region: 174-1136 (320 amino acids)
Cellular component (GO): cytosol
Molecular function (GO): aldose reductase (NADPH) activity
Source: RefSeq, a predicted model, not a curated record